Centruroides sculpturatus (bark scorpion) is the source of this 966-nucleotide messenger RNA. RefSeq lists its product as uncharacterized. Bases 1 to 966 code for a protein of 321 amino acids. The record is from RefSeq and is a predicted model, not a curated record. NCBI's taxonomy places the organism in Eukaryota, Metazoa, Arthropoda, Arachnida, Scorpiones, Buthidae. The transcript has a single exon. Gene Ontology annotation, molecular function: zinc ion binding; nucleic acid binding.
AUGAAUAGACUUGGAGAUAUGGGAGUUUCAGUCACACCUCAUGGAAGUUUAAACUCAUCACGCGGUGUGAUAUCUGAGAUUGAUCUGAUAUCAGAAGACGAAUCAGAUAUUCAGAUCGGCCUUUCAGACCAAGGGGUCACUGCUGUUCGGCGUAUCUUGAUACGUCGGGAUGGCAAGUUAAUUUCAACAAAACAUUUAAUUCUCACCUUUAACAAGCCGACAUUGCCAUCUUUUAUUACAGCAGGUUAUCUGCGCUGCACUGACCGUCCAUACGUUUCAAAUCCGCUGCGUUGUUUCAAAUGCCAGCGGUUUGGACAUUCACAGACAUCCUGCCGUGGCAAGAGCGUAUGUGCACAGUGUGGGACUGAAGGUCACGAGAGUACCGAGUGUACCAGUACCCCAUGCUGUGUUAACUGCAAAGAUGCCCAUCCUUCUUACUCCCGAAAAUGCCCUGCAUGGCAAAGAGAAAAGGAGAUACAACGGGUGAAAACAGUCAACAACAUACCCUACCCAGAGGCUCGUCGUAUGGUCACUUCAACUGCACCUUUGAGACAGAAAACAUUUGCUGCUGUUUUGAAAUCCACAAAGACAUGUGGGGUUCAAACAGAUAUUUCUGUCUCUCCUAGUGAAUCUCUUACCCGCCAUGCGAAAUGUUUAAUUCUCCCAACUACCCAAACAUCAGAAAAGGAGAUUAAGAAAGCCAAAACACCCCUACCAAAAACAGGGGUAAUGACAAGAAACGUGGGUUCCAAGAAGGCUGCUAAGAACCCGCUCAACAAACAAAAAUUAAAAGCAGCCAUCUCCAAAUCCAAGAGAUCAGAGGCUCAGUCUAUGAGUGAGUUCUCCGACUUCUCUGACGAGGAGACUAAUAAGGAGGUGACACCACCAACUUUACCUCCAAAAGGCAAAUCAGCCGUAAAACUAAAGAGGGAUACCUUCACAAAGAAUGCUGCCUCAAACACAUAA